UGCGUUAGUCACCUCACCGAGGAAUGUCAACCCACACCGUCUUGUUCUUCUUCCUCGUUGGGCGUCGUUUUAUUACUUGCAGAGGCGAGCCCAUGGCUGGUGUCCUAUCCCGCCAAGGCAAGAAGAAGGAAUGUUUUAAUGCGCGCAUCAGUCCGGUGUGUUUCCUUCCCUUUUCUGAAUCCGUGUAAUGUGAUGUGCUUAUCUCCUCGCUUCUGUCACGCGCCUCAUAGAACAUCCAUUGCGGCGACCCUCCGUCGUAGCCUUUCGGGUUUGCAGUCUUGAAGGGAUCCAAGAAAAUCCGAUACUUGCAGUAUUGUAGCGUUUACGGGCGUCAUUUCGCUUGCUUUCCGAAAAGUCGCCACCUUUUCUCGCUUCAGGGUCGCCAGAUCUCCCCAGUUCCUAGGGUUUUUAGGUUCUGCACGGUGACCCGUUUCUAGGCGGUGUGUUCGUGGAAAAGAUCCGGUAGUAUGGACAAGGAGAAGUGGCCUGUCCCUGGUGGAGGAGCAGUAGGAGGAGGUAAUGCUGGUGGUUUGCCGCCCCAGUCCUCGAGAUAUGCCUUAUUUGCCUCGCCUUCAGACAGUUGCAGAAUUACAAACGAUCCCUCCUCUUCUUCCUCCCAGCCACCUGAUUCUGGUCAAUUUGGUUACGUCACGCCAUCUGAUACUGGGAGGUUUAGCUACGAUGUCAGCAGGAUGCCAGAUUGUCCUCCAAAAAAUUCUGGCCACAGGCGAGCCCACUCUGAAAUCCUCAGUCUCCCAGAUGACCUUAGCUUUGGUAGCGACCUUGGUGUGGUGGGGUCGCAUGAUGGGCCUUCACUCUCUGAUGAAACUGAGGAGGACCUCGUUUCCAUGUUCAUUGAUGUCGAAAAGUUCAGCUCUAGUGCUACCUCUGCUGGUCUGUCCAUUCGUGAGGCAUCACCUGUUCCAGCUCUUCCUCAGGGUGACAAUGUUCCCUCCGGUUCCAGUGAGAAGCCAAGAAUGAGGCAUCAACAUAGCCAAUCUUUAGAUGGCACUUCAAUAAAGCCUGAGCUUUUGAUGGCUGGGGGUGAAGGGCCUUCAUCUGUGGACGUGAAGAAGGCUAUGUCAGCUGCAAAACUUGCUGAACUGGCUCUUGUUGAUCCAAAGCGUGCGAAGAGGAUUUUGGCGAACAGACAAUCAGCUUCAAGAUCAAAAGAAAGGAAGAUGAGAUAUAUUUCAGAGCUUGAGCGGAAGGUGCAAACUCUCCAAACUGAAGCAACCACAUUAUCUGCUCAGCUGAGUAUGCUACAGAGAGACACCAAUGGUCUAACAGUUGAAAAUAAUGAAUUGAAAUUGAGAUUACAGACAAUGGAACAACAGGUUCACCUGCAGGAUGCACUGAAUGAGAACCUGAGAGAUGAGGUUCAGCGGUUGAAGAUGGCUACUGGCCAGAUGUUGCCGAGUGGCGGCCAAAUGAUGAACUUUGCUUCGUCUUUUGGAGCAAACCAGCAAUAUUAUCAUCACAAUCCGGCAAUGCAAUCUCUCCUGGCAACUCACCAACUUCAGCAACUGCAAAUCCGCUCUCAGCAUCCACAACAGCUGCAACCUCAUCAGACCCAGCAACAUCAGGUUCAGCAGCAGCUGCUGCAGCUGCGAACCCAGCAGCAACAACAACAGCAGCAACGGCAGCAACAGCAAUCGACCACAGACCUGAGAAUGAAAGGGGCGUCACUGCCAUUGCAGAACCAGUUUGGAGAGGCUCCAUCAGACGACAAAAACACUCAUGAAUGAUGUUUAACUGGCUAGCCAUCUAUUUUUUUUGAGCCUUAACCGAGUAAUGUUCUCUGUUUCUUGUUUUUUACAGAGCAUAGCUAAUUAAGCAUGACAAGAACUUGGACGAUCAUAAAAUGCAUAUGGCAAGUCAGCCAUUUUGGGAACUAUUUGGGCACAUGCUCUGGUACUUAGUCAUUUCCAGCAAUGCUAUUUUAGUGUGGCUGCCCUAUUUUGAUAGGUUUGUUAAUGCAAUUCUUUUUAGGCU
Zingiber officinale is the source of this 1995-nucleotide messenger RNA. Its product is annotated as probable transcription factor PosF21. The record is from RefSeq and is a predicted model, not a curated record. Gene Ontology annotation, cellular component: nucleus. Gene Ontology annotation, biological process: regulation of DNA-templated transcription. NCBI's taxonomy places the organism in Eukaryota, Viridiplantae, Streptophyta, Magnoliopsida, Zingiberales, Zingiberaceae. Gene Ontology annotation, molecular function: DNA-binding transcription factor activity. Bases 468 to 1748 code for a protein of 426 amino acids. The transcript is spliced from 5 exons.